Messenger RNA from Myripristis murdjan (pinecone soldierfish), 3063 nucleotides. It is a transcript of the gene adck5, whose product is annotated as aarF domain containing kinase 5. Bases 182 to 1927 code for a protein of 581 amino acids. The transcript is spliced from 15 exons. NCBI's taxonomy places the organism in Eukaryota, Metazoa, Chordata, Actinopteri, Holocentriformes, Holocentridae. The record is from RefSeq and is a predicted model, not a curated record.
UCUUAUCUUGCGUGUGCACUCUUUGGCUUAACCAACUAGUAGGUAGUAGCUGAGCGAUAUCUACGCUAGUGUGGAGAAGUGAGGAGGUUGUUCAAGUCCAAGGUUACGUUGAAAACAGGAAGGAUACCCCACGUAUUUAUUCAUUUGCCGUGACAAGAGCCGUGUGGUGAAUCGAGGGAGCAUGACAGGGGAGGCGUCCACAGUGGUAAAUUUAAGGUUGUGUAUGCAUCACAUGGCCCUGCUCCGUAGGUGUCCGCGUCCUGGCUCCCGGCUCCAGAUGACCAGAUCCUUCAGCUCACUCAGGGAAGGGAAGCGCCGAGGGCUGUUAUGGAAGACAUUUGUUGGCAUCUCUGUUGGCGUGCCCGUGGUGGUGGGAGUCAAGUACGCUGUGUCAGAGCCUCGAGAGAGGAGGAAGAUGAGGAUUGUGUUCGAAGGAUUCGGCCGGUUCUUUAGAUCUCUCUCUGUCGGACUCUUAAUCUCAGUAGAUUAUUGGUGGACCACAAAUGUGGCACUGCGCAGCCUAGAUGAGAGCAGCCCAUCCUAUUUGGCUGGGAUGUCAGCUUGCCACCAGAGGGCAGCAGAGCACAUGGUGGAAGGAGCUGUGAGGAACGGAGGAAUAUACAUCAAACUCGGCCAGGGUCUGUGUUCCUUCAACCACCUGCUACCCCCAGAGUACAUCCACACUCUGCAGGUCCUGGAGGACCAGGCCUUGAACAGGAGGUACAAAGAGGUGGAUGCUCUUUUCCAAGAAGACUUCAACAAAACUCCAGAGCAGCUAUUCAAAACGUUUGACUACGAGCCCAUAGCUGCUGCCAGCUUGGCCCAGGUUCACAAGGCAGAGUUGUUUGAUGGGACCCCUGUUGCAGUGAAGGUGCAGUACAUUGACCUCAGGGAUCGGUUUGAUGGCGACAUCAGGACGUUGGAGAUCCUCCUGGAUAUUGUUAAGCUGAUGCACCCCAGUUUUGGAUUCCGAUGGGUCCUCAAGGACUUGAAGGGGACACUGGCUCAAGAGCUGGACUUUGAGAAUGAAGCCAGGAACUCUGAGAGGUGCGCGGAAGACCUGAAACAUUUCAGAUUCAUUGUUGUGCCCAAAGUCUUCUGGGAACAAACCAGUAAGAGAGUGCUGACAGCCGAGUUUUGCGAAGGUUGCAAAAUCAAUAAUGUGGAAGAAAUUAAAAGACAAGGACUAAGUUUUAAAGAUAUUGCUGACAAACUGAUCCGGACAUUUGCUGAGCAGAUAUUCUACACUGGCUUCAUUCAUGCUGACCCCCACCCUGGCAAUGUUCUCGUGAGAAGAGGUGCUGAUAACAAGGCAGAGUUGGUGCUGUUGGAUCACGGCUUGUAUGAAUACCUAAGCCAAAGGGACAGAGUGUCCCUCUGUAAACUGUGGCGGUCCAUCGUCCUGCGCGAUGAAGCGGCCAUGGAAAAGUACUCCAACGCCCUCGGGGUCAAACAGUACUUCCUUUUCUGCGAGAUGCUGCUGCAGCGACCAAUCAACAUGCGGGAGCUGGGUCUGUCCAACAUCCUGAGUCGAGAGGAGACGACCUACAUGCGCGACAUGGCCAUCAACCGUUUCGAAAGCAUCAUGAAGGUGCUGAAGUCUAUGCCUCGGCCCAUGCUGCUCGUCUUCCGCAACAUCAACACCGUCCGGAGCAUCAACAUCACACUGGGAGCGCCGGUGGACCGCUACUUUAUCAUGGCUAAGAGUGCGGUCCGAGGCUGGGGGAAGAUCCAGGCAGAUCGACCGGGGAUUCUGCCAAAACUCUGGGUUUCCCGCUGGAUGUGGACAGCCUGGGAAAGCCUCAAGUUUGAGCUGGCUCUGAGAUCAGAGAUGGCAUUGAUGUCUCUGACACGGACAUUUGUGAGCAUGCUGUCUUACUUUGGUCUUAUAUCUCUGGACGCCGAGAUGUACGAGUACCUGAGAUAGACAACAGCCCACUGUCCUCCACCUUAAAAGGACCAGAAGUUAAGGACCUAUUUAAAGCACGAGUGAAUGUAACUCAAAAAAUGGAAAGAAAACACUGAGGACAUUUUCGUUACCGCUGCAGUUUGACUGCUAGUAAUGGUGCUACUUGAGUUUCCACUGUUUCCACACCAAAUCAUGUCCUGGACUGUGGUAUGGCAAAUUGGAUCUUGAAAAUGGAAAAUGAGAAUGUAGAUGCUAAAUCGCAGGACUUCACAGCACCAAAACCAACGCAGUUUCACACAAAACCAGGCUACCAGUGCCACUGUGUAGUCUCAGUGCUGGAGACAAAUGUUUUUACAUUUAACACACCAUUUUAAGUUCAGUUGGAUUACAUUUAUUUAACAUGUUUUUCUAUGAUUUUAAGUCAUUUAAGAUGUGGUAGUAUGACUUUAAAAGCAACUUCUUUUAAAAACCAAAUUUUGAAGAUGUUUUAAGUAGCAGUUUUUACAUUUUCAGAAAUUUGGUGACUCUGGAAGACAUUUACUUGGCCAUGUAUUCCCUCGGGAAUUCUUCGUAGCAACUAUUAUCAUCUGGCUUGGUAAUACAGAAGAGCGGUUGUAUUCAGUGAGAAUUUUUAUUGAUACCCUGGCUGCAAACAAGCAAGCUGCAACUAAGUUAAGAAGUCAUGAUUAACGCCAUCCCUAUGGGAGUGGGUUUAAAUCUUGAAAAGAAUUUGUGGUGAUAUGAAAAGUAUUAGAGUGUUUCAUUGAGAAGCAGCAAUCUCUCCAUUCACGCUGGCCUUUGAAAUAUUUCAGAUCUAAAAGUGCAGCAUCAGUGAAAGCAAUACAAACUGGUAAUGUUCGUCUGUAUGAAGUAUGCUGAUGUAAGAAUUAGCAUGUAAUAACCUUUGUGUUAGAUAAACCAUUUCAGGGUUGUGUGUCUUAGAUGAAAGCCAUUACAAACAGGAGGCUGCUGGUGUGUUUGUGCUGUAAGUCAGGUCAAUAUUUUACUUGUUUAAUUUACUUCACCUCCAGACAGCUUUGUGUAAUCAAGUUUGCACAUGUUCAGAAAACAAUCCAACUCCCGCCAGCCAAAUGUUUUUAAAUUAAAUGAUUUUAACAAAAUGUUACUAAUAAAAUGUCCUACCUCCUUUUCUA